AUGCGCGACUUCAUCCUGGCCUCCGUGCUCACGGCUUCUGCCUUGUUCGCUCGACAUGCUGACGCUGUUGCUGCCAACCCACUUCCAAAACCGGCCAACAUUACCUGGGGAGACUCUGGCUGCUUCUCCUUUGCAGCGGUUACGCUUGAGGCUCCGCAUCAUGAGGUCCUCCAAGACGCCUUCGAUCGUGUCACCAAGACCAUCACCAAGCUGAAAUGGAUCCCCGCCGCCACCGAAGCCCCGGUUCGAGCAUUCGACCCCUUUCCCACGCCCACUGGCGCGGCCUCGAAGAGGAAGCACAGGCGGCAGUACGGGAGCGGAAACUGCACGGCUUCAAUUACCAAGGUCAAGAUCCAUAUUGCCAACACGCACGCUGAGCUCCAGCAUAACGUCGAUGAGUCGUACGAGCUGCAAGUGGCGCCUGGAACCGACUUCAUCGACAUCUCCGCACAGACUGUCUAUGGCGCUCUCCACGCCCUUACUACUCUCCAGCAAAUUGUUAUCAACGACGGCAGCGGCAGGCUGAUCAUCGAGCAGCCCGUCUCCAUCAAGGACAAGCCUCUCUACCCGGUUCGUGGUGUUAUGAUUGACACGGGCCGCAACUACAUCUCCAAGAGCAAGAUCUUAGAGCAAAUCGACGGCAUGUCCCUCUCCAAGCUAAACGUUCUCCACUGGCAUCUCGUCGACAGCCAGUCCUGGCCCGUUGAGAUUGCCGCCUACCCUGAUAUGACCGAAGACGCCUACUCUCCGAACGAGGUCUUCUCUCAGGACACACUCAAGGAGAUUGUAAGCUACGCCGCUGCUCGCGGUGUCCGCAUCAUCCCGGAAAUCGACAUGCCCGGCCACGCCAGUUCCGGGUGGAAGCAGAUCGACGAGAGCAUCUUAACCUGCACUGACAGCUGGUGGUCCAAUGAUGUCUGGGCAGCACAUACGGCCGUCGAGCCCAACCCAGGCCAGCUCGAUAUCCUGAAUAACAAGACCUAUGAAGUCACCGCCAAGGUGUACAAGGAAAUGACAUCCAUCUUCCCCGACAACUGGUUCCACAUUGGCGGCGACGAGCUAUUCCUCAACUGCAACAACUUCAGCUCCCUGGCUGUUGAGUUUUUCAAGUCGGGAAAGAGCAUGGGCGAUCUGUACCAGUACUGGGUCGACCGCGCGAUCCCCAACUUCCGCGCACAAGCCAACAAGACAUUCGUCAUGUGGGAAGACGUCAAGCUCUCGACCGCCGUAGCAGCGACCGGCGAAGUACCCAAGAAUAUCGUCCUACAAGCCUGGAACAACGGGCUGACGCACAUCUCCAACCUCACUGCCCAAGGGUACCGCGUCAUCGUCUCUUCGUCUGACUUUGUGUACCUCGAUUGCGGAUUCGGCGGCUGGGUAUCCAACGAUCCCCGGUACAAUUUGCAGAUCAACCCGAACGCGACUGAUGGCUCGCCGAACUUCAACUGGGGCGGUGGCGGUGGCUCCUGGUGCGCGCCAUACAAGACGUGGCAACGCAUCUACGACUACGACUUCACCUUCAAUCUCACCGACACCCAAAAGGGCCUUAUUCAGGGUGCCAUUGCGCCGCUGUGGUCCGAGCAGGUCGAUGAUGUCGUCAUCAGCCAGAAGAUGUGGCCGCGCGCUGCUGCACUCGCUGAGCUGGUGUGGUCCGGCAAUAGGGAUGCGAACGGCAAGAAGAGGACGACGGAGCUGACACAACGCAUCUUGAACUUCCGCGAGUACUUGGUAGCCAACGGCGUCGGCGCCAGCCCACUGAUGCCAAAACGCGGAGGAAAGAGCCGAGCACAGCAGCCAGAUCAGGAAAGCGCAAAUCCGUCUUGGGUGAACAUCGUCGAUGGCAAGGUGGAGUCGAGCUUGGCUGCUGCGAACAAGAAGAAUGUUGGUGGGGAGGUGCAGCAAACAACGGACAAGACAUUGAUUGAAUCUCGCAAGUCCGUCCACGUUUGUCGUCUUCGCUUCCUGGACCUGGGAAGAAUCAUCACACCCUUCACCGUCGGACCACCAGCAUCUUUACGACAAGGAGACAUCAACACGGUGACUGAUAUUGAGUCUCAACGCCCGAUCGACAUCACCACGCAGUCAUUUUGUCUCGGCACUGAAAAUGUGGCCUCGGAAGCCCUACCAGCACCAGCACCAAGUCCUCGCUCUGAAAGCUCCCUCGUGUCUGCGAAUAUCGGCGGGGGAAUGCCAUGA
Messenger RNA from Cucurbitaria berberidis CBS 394.84, 2196 nucleotides. Its product is annotated as glycoside hydrolase family 20 protein. The transcript has 3 exons. Gene Ontology annotation, molecular function: beta-N-acetylhexosaminidase activity. NCBI's taxonomy places the organism in Eukaryota, Fungi, Ascomycota, Dothideomycetes, Pleosporales, Cucurbitariaceae. Gene Ontology annotation, cellular component: membrane. The record is from RefSeq and is a predicted model, not a curated record. Gene Ontology annotation, biological process: carbohydrate metabolic process; glycosaminoglycan metabolic process. The coding region runs from base 1 to 2196 and encodes 731 amino acids.